AUGAAGACUACAGCAGUUUUUGUAUUUCUUUCCUGUCUGCUUGCAACGGAAGUACAAGGUGAUACCAUCUUUUUGCUAAUAAAGUUUUCCAAAGGCAGGUGCUUCUGUGCUGACAAAGGAGUGAAUGUGAUUUUACUGAAGAACAUUGAGAAGGUUGAAAUCAUUCCUCCAAGUCCAUCUUGUGGGAAACAGGAGAUUAUUGUCAAUCUGAAGAGCACAGAGCGGAAAUGCUUGAAUCCGGAAUCUAAAUUCACACAGAAUUUAAUCAAGAGGGCUCUUGAAAAGAUGGCCCGGCAGUAGAUGCUUAGUGCGAGACUGGAUUAGCUGCUGUGUUAUAAUGCCAGUGAAGAACAUCCUCAGAUGCUGUAUGACCUCUAGCUGACAGUUUGCAUACAUUGCAUGAGUUUGCCUAGAA
Messenger RNA from Sinocyclocheilus rhinocerous, 415 nucleotides. RefSeq names its product C-X-C motif chemokine 10-like. Gene Ontology annotation, biological process: chemotaxis; immune response; defense response. The coding region runs from base 1 to 300 and encodes 99 amino acids. The record is from RefSeq and is a predicted model, not a curated record. Gene Ontology annotation, molecular function: chemokine activity. NCBI's taxonomy places the organism in Eukaryota, Metazoa, Chordata, Actinopteri, Cypriniformes, Cyprinidae. Gene Ontology annotation, cellular component: extracellular region. The transcript has 4 exons.